AUGGAGAGAAGAACACGAACAUCUACUACAGGAGUGUCAGAUCUGGUAGUAAAUCCUCAUCAUGGAAAUAGACUGAAAAAUGGCACAAAGUCGAAGAGAGGUAAGACUUUUACGGGUUGUUGGACAUGUAGAUCAAGGAAAGUCAAAUGUGAUCUUCGACGUCCUCAUUGUCAGAGGUGUGAAAAAUCAGGAUUAGUAUGUGGUGGUUAUGAUAUUAAGCUGCGAUGGUCCAAGCCUCUUCAGUUUGACGAAUUUGGUGUACCCAUAUCAGCAGCGCAAGGUAACGCACAGGACAAUACCAGCGGUGCCAGUAACGAUGAACCUCAGUAUCAGAGAAGAAAUAUUGAUUUUGUUAGAUAUGAUGAAGAGUACGAAUUUUAUGAAGACAUGGAUGAUGAAUUAAGUACGCUUCACAACCCACCAUUGGAGAAAAUUGCUGAUAACAGGACUUGGAUUAUAAAGAAAUUUGGCGUAUUUAAAGGUACUGAUGAUGCACUUUUGAAUUACGGUAAGAAUAAGGGAAAGAGGAGAAAGAUGGAAAAACCGGUUGAACGGCAAGAACCAGCUAUUGAAUCUUCUAAUUCACAGACGGCACCUGCUUCUGUUCCAUCUACAGCCCCAGUUAUGGAUGAGCAAGAAAUACUCGAUAUGACUUAUGCAACUCCCAAUAAUCAUGAGUGGAUUUCAAAAGAAUUGAGAGAUGAUGCAUUACUUUCAGCAUCUGCACUUCAAGGCUUCCCCAUUAUGGAUCUUCAAUUUGAAGAUAAUACAGCGCCAUUAGAUGAAGGUAUCGGUAGUGCGAUUCAAGAACCAAAUGAUUUUUUCUCCACUAGUGGUGAUGAUGCAGCAUUAUCACGGGCAUUACGUCUUCUAUUUCAUAGGCAUCCGUCACUCGAUGUGGAAAAAGUUGCUACACCUUCGCAUAAAGAUUCCAGUAUGGAGCCAAUUGUACCAUUGGGGAAUCAAAUCGAUAUAGACUGCACGUUAUUAGAUUCUAAGAUGCCUAAGCCUGCUAUGGAAGUUGUAGAUUCGCAAUUACCAGAUCCUAGAAUCUUUAACGUUCCUGGCUCUCAAAAUCCUUUUUUACAGUUACCCACUACAGGAGUCCAAAUACAUGGAUUGACUCGAUUUCUGUUGAAUUACUACUAUAAAAAUGUUGCAGAUCUCAUGACAGUAGUCGCUCUGAAUCAAAAUCCUUGGAAAAAACUAUAUUUCCCGAGAGCUUUGAAAGCUGUAGGUGAUUUAGCUGGUAUGGGUUAUACUGCCAAUUCUCGCAAUUCUUUGCUAAAUGCCCUGCUAGCGGUUUCCUGCUUUAAUCUACAGAGUAAAUUCGUGAAGAAUUCACCGGAGAUGCAAUUUUAUCUCAAUUUGGGGAUCGAAUUUAGGAAGCAGGCCUCCUCUUUUCUCAAAAUAUGUCUCAGUAAUACAGUUAAACAAGAAAGGUAUAAAGACGUGUUGACCGCGAUUCUUUCCAUGAAUUCUAUCGAUGUAGUAUGGGGGACCAUGGCUGAUUGCCAACAACACCUAACGAUUUGUGAAAAUUUCGUUAAGGCUAGAAUGAAAGCAAGACCAAAGAUUUCCGAAAAGGCUAAAACUUUGCACAGAAUUUUCUCUUUUCUAAAAUUAAUUCAAGAUAGCACCGCUCUAGACCAGGUCACGGAUCAAGAGAUUAACGAUGAUGAAAAUAAAGAUCGGGAUACUAAUGAUGAUGGACAACAGGGCUUUGAUUUCAAUACACUAAGAGACCCAAGUCCCGUUAGCGGUUCUGAAGAAGGAUCUUUUAGGGAAUUUGUCAAAUAUGAUGGUAAAAUUCAAAUAGGAUUCGUUAAGGAUAGUAAUAUGGCACAGAGUAGCUCUGUAAGCACUCCUAUUUUCAAAAAUAUUGCCAGUGAAAGUUAUGCGUAUUCAGAUGAAAGAAUGGUCACUGUAGAAGAUAUCAUGAGCACGGAUGCACUUUAUGGAUUACCUCAAUCGUUGAUUCUCUUAUUUUCCGACUGUGUUAAACUUGCAAGACACAAAGAAUACUACAGAUUGAAAAAUAUGACCACUCCAAGGCAUUUCGCAAGUCUUUGUCAAAGGUUCGAGAAACGUCUUUUCAAGUGGAGAUCAGAAUGGAAGUGUCUCAAAGAAGGAUCAGAGGAAUUUAUCAAUGAUACAAUUGAAGGUCUCCAUCAUCAUACAUCCAGUUUUUAUUACGGUUUAUUCAUCUAUUACCAUACUAUGGUCAAGGAUUUGAAUCAUUCAUCUUUACAAAUGUAUGUGGAGAAGGUUUUAACACAUCUUAAACUGAUGAGUAAUUUGAUACUAUUCAAAAAAGUUAGAAUAGUGCCUCUCAUAUGGCAAGGAUUCGUUGCUGGUUGUGCCAGUACAAAAUUGGAGACUCAAGAAGAAUUUAGGAAAUGGGCGGCUACUCUAGCGUCCAGUGGGAUGGGAUCGUAUUGGGGUGCUAGACAAAUCAUGUUUGAAGUUUGGAGGCGUAAAAGGAAUGGGGAAUCUGGCGAUAGUUGGUAUUCUGUAUAUCGUGAUUGGGAGAUGAAUUUGAUGCUAUCGUAG
Messenger RNA from Zygosaccharomyces rouxii, 2553 nucleotides. It is a transcript of the gene ARG81, whose product is annotated as Arg81p. Gene Ontology annotation, molecular function: DNA-binding transcription factor activity, RNA polymerase II-specific; zinc ion binding. The record is from RefSeq and is a predicted model, not a curated record. The transcript has a single exon. Gene Ontology annotation, biological process: regulation of DNA-templated transcription. The coding region runs from base 1 to 2553 and encodes 850 amino acids. Lineage: Eukaryota; Fungi; Ascomycota; Saccharomycetes; Saccharomycetales; Saccharomycetaceae.